This is a messenger RNA of Solenopsis invicta (red fire ant), 1016 nucleotides long. Its product is annotated as THAP domain-containing protein 1. The transcript is spliced from 5 exons. Gene Ontology annotation, molecular function: sequence-specific DNA binding. The record is from RefSeq and is a predicted model, not a curated record. Lineage: Eukaryota; Metazoa; Arthropoda; Insecta; Hymenoptera; Formicidae. Bases 222 to 866 code for a protein of 214 amino acids.
UGGACGGAGCAUUAGCAGCCUAUUUCAGAGAAGAGGUUAACGAUUGGCUGUAAAAGGAUCAAAACAGAGAGGACUUGCUUUUUUUGUCGAACAUCUGUACGGUUUAUCUUUUUACCUUUUCCUUUCACGUUGAAGAAAAAGAGAAAAGAUAAACCGGACAAAAAGUUAAAAGGAAAAAAAACGUGUAAAAUAAGUUUGCAUUAUAACAAUACCAUUAAAAAAUGAGUUAUUGCAUCGUAUUUGGUUGUAAUAAUCGCGUCGCAAAAAAGAAUCAUGAACAAUUAGAAAACGAAAGAGCUAAAAAUAAAAAGUUUUCGUUCCACGUAUUUCCACAGAACAUUGAAAAAAGAAACAAGUGGCUUGAAGCGAUAAAUUUAAAAAAUUAUACUCCACCAAAAACAUCUGCUGUUUGUUCUGCACAUUUCAGAGAAGAUGAUUAUGAACCAGGACUUUUGUGUCGCAAAUUGAAAAAAGAUGCUAUUCCAAAUUUACUUAAAGAAGAAUCAACAGAAUAUCAGGAAACAGAAUCUGUUAUAGAAAAUAUAGAACAUUAUACAGUUGACACUAGCAAUGAAAGAAAUGAAGAAAGAAUGGAAACGAUAUCCAGUACAAUGGCAGAUCGUUCAACCAGCAUCUCUCCUUCGAGAAUAUUUAACUCGCCAACAAAAGUCCACUUACGUAAGGUUCACGCUCGUGAAAAGGCGAUUAUCAAGCGACAAUUAGCUAUUGCUCAGUAUAAAAGAAAUAAAUUACGAAAGAAAAUUGAGUCUUUUAAGAAUCUUAUUAAAGAAUUACGUAAAGAGAAGCUUAAUAUGACAGCAGACGAUUUACUAAAAAUUUUAUAUGAAGAGUUGAUUGGUGUAUAAGGCUAAUGAUAUCAAUGCUUACACAUUUUGGAUCCUAGUCAUGCGUUAAAGGUGGUAUGAAACUUUUGGUUACACAAAAUAACUCUGUGGAGAUGAUAAUAAAGUGCAAUGGAACAUUUCAAGGAAUUGUUCAAGUUGUAAGAAGCAAAA